Camponotus floridanus (Florida carpenter ant) is the source of this 3868-nucleotide messenger RNA. RefSeq names its product alpha-1,6-mannosyl-glycoprotein 2-beta-N-acetylglucosaminyltransferase (gene Mgat2). Bases 618 to 2399 code for a protein of 593 amino acids. The transcript has 10 exons. The record is from RefSeq and is a predicted model, not a curated record. Gene Ontology annotation, cellular component: Golgi membrane; Golgi stack. Lineage: Eukaryota; Metazoa; Arthropoda; Insecta; Hymenoptera; Formicidae. Gene Ontology annotation, molecular function: alpha-1,6-mannosylglycoprotein 2-beta-N-acetylglucosaminyltransferase activity. Gene Ontology annotation, biological process: oligosaccharide biosynthetic process; protein N-linked glycosylation.
GCCCAGCGGAACGAGCGCCCCCCCACCAAAAUCCCCCACCUCCUCGCCAUCCCCACUCCGCGCGAAUACAUGAGACGAGCGUUAGUCGUUGAAGGUCGAUUUACGGGAGUGCGUCGUGCGACUCGCGUGCCGCGAGUGAGCGGGUGUUCUCGUGUUGUCACCGAGAGUAAAUCUUGACGAGUAACAGUGGUGGUGGUUGACGGGUGGUGGGUGGUGGACGGGUAGCGGGUGGUGGUGAUGCUAAUGCUGCAUGUGGCCGAUACGACGUUCCCUGUCAUCGGCACCUUCUUGCCGCGCGCUGGACGACGACAAUCCGUCGUCGAUCCGCCCCACCGGAAACAGAGCCUCCCCGGAAGCUGCGCCCGGAACGGAGCUCGUGCCGGGCGAGCCGAGCGCUAUUUCGUGAAAAUGAAGGACCAGACGGUGCAUCAUUCUUCUUCAUUGAGGACAAUUUCCUAGGAAUGACACUAUGAAAGGAAAAGGUCACGACUCGACCAUACAAGGUUUUCCGAAGCAGUACCCUGGCUGUAUAUUAUAUAGCAGGAAAAAGUCGGGAGGUAAAUUUAAUGAUAGCGCAUCAUCGCACAUCAUAAAAUAUAAGGAACAGAGCCAAAGAUAUGAGGUGCCAGCUUAAUACUAGAGAAAAAAUUGGGACGACGGUGGUCGGGGGAUCGAGAGCAGGUCGCGGGAUUCUAUUGAGGACUCUCGUGUUCGUCUUCCUGGCUACGUUUCUCUGGCUUCAGCUUCAUGUGAUCAGUUUGACGGGUCGAGAUGAUUCCGGGCAAUCAUCGAAUGAAACGCUUUAUUCCCUCGUACCUCAAGAAUUGCACAGAUUUUUGAAGGAGGGACGUAAUUCCUCCACAAAUUUGAACGCUAGUUCAGGAGCACUUACGGAACUAGAGAUUGCGGAAAUCCGGCGGAAGAUUGAACGGGCGAAUGCGGAGCAAAAAGUGUACAAUGAGGAGGCGUUCGGACCGUUGGCCAAUGACGCACCGAUUAUAGUCAUCCAAGUGCAUAAGCGAAUCACUUAUCUGCGGCACCUUAUCGUUUCGCUUGCGCAAGCUAAGGAUAUCGAGCAGGCUCUUCUUGUAUUUAGCCACGAUAUCUGGCAUCCGGAUAUUAAUUACCUCGUACAGAGCGUCGAUUUUUGCCGAGUAAUGCAGAUCUUCUACCCGCAUAGUAUACAGACUCAUCCUCAUACGUUUCCUGGCGAAGGACCAAACGAUUGUCAACGAAAUAUUCGCAAAGAACAGGCCUUAAAUUUAAAAUGCACCAACGCCAAACAUCCGGACUUGUACGGCCACUAUAGGGAAGCUAAAUUUACGCAGACGAAGCAUCAUUGGUGGUGGAAAGCGAACUGGGUGUUCAAUCAAUUGUCGGUAACGAGAAAUCAUACGGGGAUGGUCCUCUUUCUUGAGGAGGAUCAUUACGUCGCCGAAGAUUUCUUACACGUGCUCAGACUCAUGGAACGCACGUGCAAGCUCAAUUGCGAGAGAUGCAAUGUUCUGUCGUUGGGUACAUAUUUAAAGACGUACAACUAUUUUACGGAUUUUAGUCGUAAGUACCUCGGCGUCAAUAGCGCUCUGCAGAAGGAGUUGCUUCGUGGAUUAAAGCGACAGGAGAUAUCGGCAUUGAUGAUGCAGAAACAGCAAAUUGGCAACGGGAUCGGCGGCGGCGGCGGCGGCGGCGGCGGCACUACCGUCAAUGGCGGUGGUAGCGACGGCGUUAAUAAUGCUGGUGGUAACACGAUCGGUACCGGAAGUAACGGAAGUACCGGAAGUGGCGGCCGAGGCGGCGGCAGCUUCAACGGCGGCGGUAGCGGCGUGUCCUCCACCUACUAUCAGAACGCGAACGCGGUGCAAGCAGCGUCCGCGUGGGCCUUCCAACUUCUGCCUAGUCUCUACAAUCAUUAUCAGAAGGCGGAAGUGACGCCGUGGAUAUCCAGCAAACAUAACAUGGGCAUGGCAUUCAAUCGCAUCACGUGGAAUAAACUGCGGAAAUGCGCCGCGCAGUUUUGCUCGUAUGACGACUACAAUUGGGAUUGGAGUCUGCAGUAUAUCGCGCAAACAUGUCUACCACCUAGCCGAGGCGCCGGAAUAGCGCCUCGUGCUGAAUCCGGAUUGAUCACGAUGACGAUGAGAGCUCCUAGAGUCUUCCAUAUCGGAGAAUGUGGAGUACAUCAUAAGAAGAACAAUUGCGAGUCGACAGCAGUGAUAGCAAAGGUCCAAAAUGUUUUAAAGGCGGCGCGCAAUCAUCUGUUCCCUUCGCAAUUAACGUUGACGAUCGCCGGGACAGCGAAGAAGACGAAACUCCGCAAAGGUAAUGGCGGUUGGGGAGACAUACGAGAUCACCAACUUUGCUGGAAUAUAUCUGUAUACCCAGAUCUAGUUCUGCCUUGAAGAUUUAGAAUUGCAAAUUUUGAUUCUGUUAACGUAUCGAGCAAAUUUGUUGAGCAAACACGAACCGCUAUAAUUAUUGAACGAUUAUUGGAGUAAAUCUAUCACGGUAAUUUAGCAAUAUAUUCGGGAUACCGUUCUUACGGGAUAUUUGGUAAGAUGGUACAAUAAGAGGGACUAAAGAAUUUCCAUCGUUCUAUGAAUCGAUUUCGAGUUGCGUUGAAUUAAUGAAUAUUAUCGUCACUGUCAAUCAUGAUCGUGAGACCGCUGUCACUGCCAGGAAUAGAAGGUUUCUUUUACAAGUAUUCGUGAACGUUUUGUCGUGGUGAAACAUAAUAUUGAAGCGGACAAAAGAGAAUUCGACAGUGAGUUCAAAUUGGUGCUAUCCUGAAAGAAAAUGCGAUUUUUUACAGUAUAUAUUUAAUUCGCUAAUUAAUCUGUUAAGUCGUACCGUUAGAUGCAAAAUAAUAAAGACAUUAAAAACUAUAUCGCUGCAGAUGAAUUGGCGAAAAAUAGCGAAGAAAAUUUCGCAUAAAUCAAAAAAGGAAAGAUUUUCGAAACAUAUUGAUAAUGUUAUCAAUAGAUGAAAAAGGAGUUCACUUUCUCAGCAUUGCGCUGUCCGUAAAAAUAGUGUGAUAAAAGCGUUAAUAAUAAGACACCACAUUUCCUCAAUUGACCGUGUUUUGGACUGCUGCUCAUGGAACAUAUGUACUCGCUCGAAGGAGUAAUUUUUCAUAUUCUUAAAGGACGAAAACAUGAUAAACAAGUGAGUUUGAUUAAGCUUAAAUAUGUAUUAUCACAAUAUUCUAAAGGCCUAUAUGACAAGACAUUGGAAACAAUUUAAUUUCCAUGUCAUCAAUAAUUUCCAUGAUGCAAGUGCAAGCAGUCAUAUAAAAUUGUAAAUUCAAGGAUAUAUAGAAACAAAGAAGACUAUACUCUAUAUUAACAUCAUGAAGAAAUUAGUCUGCUUUCCAACUAGCUUCUAUCUAUUCUUUUUUGAGAUGCUGGACAUUGGUGUUAAUCAGCAUCGUAAUGUCGAUCACGAAAUGCGCUCAUCAUAUUCUAGUCAAUGUGUAUAACGUAAUGCUAAAGCUGCAGGUAUUUAAUAAUUAAUCGUAGAGAAUAAGCUCGUAAAAUUUAAGAAUUCAUACCUACUACUAGUGAUACGCCCGUAAAGGCGCUCUAACGUCUUGUAACGACCUCGGGGAUACGAACGUAAUGAAUGUCAUGUACCUUUUAUAUUUAUAACAAUAAAACGACAUGCAACGAACAUAGAUAGAAUUCGCAAGAAAUGGCUUUUCUGCUGAUAAAUAUUAAAUUUCUGUGUUUCUCCAACAUUUAUAAUGUUUUUAUAGAAGUGCACUUAUACUUUGAAAAAGAUACACUAUUGUAUUUGUUUAAAAGGCGCAAUUCAUCUUUCAUGAAAAUUAAGUAUCAAUAACUAUUAAUUUCAUUGUUUGUUCAUGUUCUUU